Molecule: messenger RNA, 1651 nt
Organism: Pelagomonas calceolata
Lineage: Eukaryota; Pelagophyceae; Pelagomonadales; Pelagomonadaceae
Source: the annotation of a GenBank genome assembly
ACGGUACAACGAAGAGAGGCGCUAAGUAUUAUACCUCGUAUUAGUUGUCUCAAGCCGCCUAUCAAUCGACAAAGCGAUGAACUCAGUUAACCUUGAACCUGUCAGCCUUGAAACAUCACUUCUUGACGAUGCAAUUCGCCAGUCGAUGCCUGUGGGUUUUUUUAGGCAAAUGGAGCAUGACGUCGAGAGUUCGCACGUCGACAUGGUAGGAGCAACAAAGCACAGCAUGCCAUACGUGGCAGAAACGACUCUUUUGGAGACUCUUAGAGGACACAACGCUAUCCUAGGUGCCAUCCAGGAAACUGUUGAUCGACACGACGAGUUACUUGAAUCAGCCCGCCACGAGAUGAAACAGUUGCGUGAAUUCUUAGCUGCGGUUGAGCGAAGCACCAGGAAGCAAUCCGAAGAGCUUGCUGGGACACGGCAGCAAUUGAUUGAUAAUAGAGAUCAAAUCUCAGUGUUGCAAGGCAGACUUUCAACUUUCAAGGAUCUAGAGGACAAAGUGUGCAGUCAAGACGGGCAAAUCACCGCGCUUCAGAAGCUGGCAAAUGACAUGGACGCACGGUUUACAAGACGUUUUGAAGGAACCCAAACAUUCCUAUCAAAGGUGGACAUGCGUUUGGGGACUGUUGAAGAAGUUGUAUCACAUUUACAAGCCCGUGUAGCCAAGCUAAAAGAGAACUUGUUGGUUCCUGCGCAGAACGUGACACUACCGACGGAACUACAAGCUGAUCUGACUGGAAACGUAGACGACAGAGGCUCUCAGUUGACUCACCUGCUAGCAAGUUUCCGGGAUCAAUUAGAAAUCCACGAGGCCGAUGUUGAGCGUCAGCGCAAGAUGCUGCAAGAUCAUGCUAUAGCCAUCAGUGGUAAAGCCUCAAUAGAAAUUGAAAAUAUCGUUCACUCCCAUUCAUUGCAUCUAGAAGGAGUUCAGGCAAAAAUCGAUGCAAAUGCAGAGUGUCAUUUACCAUCUAUGUUGGCCGCAAUCGAUGAAGCAGAAAAACAGCUUGUAGAUAUCCUGAACCAGCUCAAGUACAAAGUUUCUUAUGAAGAUGUGGACGUCAAGGUGGAAGCCAGAUUUGGUGAGAUAUUAGUGUACCUACAAUCGGCGUUACACGCCACAGAAGCUGAUGACGACGAUGUCCGCCGAGAAACGUCCCAGUUGCGACGCGGCCUGGAUGAAAUGCGCACGAUCAAGGCAGACAGGGGUGACCUAGCUCAAAUUCGUUCCCAGAUUGCUUCGCAAGUUGAUGAUAUCAUGAGUGCCAAUGAAAUCAAGAAUUUCAAGCAUGAGCUAGACACCCGUCCAAAGCGAGCUGAAAUCCUCGACUUACUUGCCAAGAAAACUUCGUUUUGGGACCUUAAACAGAGUCUUGAUGCAGCCUUGGGAGACAGAAUGCAAAAAAGCAACACCUCCGACAGCAAUGCUGCUGCUAUUGUGUCAAGGGAGCCUAAGCAAGCCCAUGCGCCACUUCUGGAAUUUACCAAAAAGCAUCCUCUCAAUUUUCUGGGGCAGUGCGUCUCGUGUGAAGCUUCAUUGAAUCACACAGAUCGGCCUAACAAAAUCCCGGGUAUCAAGCCCCUUUAUAUCUCAGGCAUAACUCCUGCUACCUUGGUGAGCCGCAAUACUAGUCAACGAGAAGGGCGGUGA